AUGGCCGCCGUCCGCUCUCUCGACUCGAGCAAAUCCCGCACCAUGUCGAACGAGGGCGUCGGUCCCGCACAGCAAGAGCUGCGCUCAAAGGUGUUGGCCGUCGGAGGGAUCGCUGGCACGUACGAGGAGCUCACCGGACAUAAGCAAGAGCUGAAGGUGUCGAUGUCGGUUUGGGCUCUUCUCGGUCUCCUGUUCGCCAACAUAGCGCCCUCAACAGCUAUCAACAGCUCUCUCGGAGCGGCACUCCUCUCGGGCGGACCUGUCGCCUCGCUCUGGGGCUGGCUUGCCGUCGCUCUCAUCUCGAUCUGCAUCGCGCUGAGUCUCGCAGAGCUCUGCUCGGCAUGGCCUCACGCAGCAGGACAGGCACUGUGGUCCUUCCAGCUUGCGCCGCCGCGAUGGGCACCAUUCCUCUCAUACUGGACGGCCUGGUGGAACAUCGCCGGUGGAUGGGCCUUGAUUGCUGCAGGAGCGUACAUCCUCUCGGCCGGAUGCCUCGGUCUCGCCGCCGCCUUCCACCCCGACUACGUCGAGCAGCCGUGGCACCUCGUCGUCUGCUUCCUCUUCUCGCUCUUCUCGUUCUUUGUUACGAACCUCUACAUGGUUCGCAUUUUCGACCGCUGCACGACCAGCUUCGCCAUCAUCAACAUCUCGACCGUCGUCGCAACCAUCAUUGCCCUUGCCGCUUGCGCACCCGUCAAGGCCAAGCCCUCGUUCGUCUUCGGAGGCUUCUACAACGGCACCGGCUGGUCGAACGGCGACCUCGUCUUCCUCAUCGGCUUGCUGCAGAGCUCCUUCACCAUCAUCGGCUACGACGUCCCCACUCACCUCUGCGAGGAAGCCGUCGACGCCGGACGCCUUGCGCCCACCGCGGUCGUCGGCGGAACCGUGAUUGUCGGCGUCGUCGGGUUCUGCGACAUUAUCGCCCUCCUCUUCAGCAUUCUCGACAUCGACACCGUCGUAUCAAGCCCGCUUCCGAUAGUUCAGAUCCUCCAGGACUCGUUCGGCCUACGCGGAUCGACUGCCGCUUUCGUCUUCAACUUGCCCGUUCUCGCCUUCGCCUGCAUCGGCAUUGUCUGCGCCUCGUCCUGCGCCGUUUUGUCGAUGAGCCGUGACCGUAGUUUCCCUGGCAGUCUCUUCUUCGGCAAGAUCAAUCCCACUCUCCGCGUACCCGUAAACGCCCUUCUCCUCCAAGUGACGGUUCCCGCCAUCCUCGGCAUGAGGGUGCGUAACUUGUCAUACUAUCGCCUGCUCCCUCGUUGA
Molecule: messenger RNA, 1260 nt
Organism: Rhodotorula toruloides NP11
Lineage: Eukaryota; Fungi; Basidiomycota; Microbotryomycetes; Sporidiobolales; Sporidiobolaceae
Product: Choline transport protein
Exons: 7
Coding region: 1-1260 (419 amino acids)
Biological process (GO): transmembrane transport; amino acid transport
Cellular component (GO): membrane
Molecular function (GO): transmembrane transporter activity
Source: RefSeq, a predicted model, not a curated record